UACAAUUAGAUGUAGGUUUUGGGAGGGUUUAAGGCCAGGCGUAGCCGCCUACAGAUUCACCAAUUCCGCCAGUUCCUUUCUCAAGUUUUCUCUUCGAUCAGAUCAUUCAUUCCAUCAGAUUCAACCCAUUUAAUUGAGCUUGAAUCUUCCUCAAAGGCUUCUGCUUUGGCUUCAUCAACUGAAUAUGUGGAGAAGCCUGUCCGCCCAAGCUUCUUUGAAGAAGCUGAAGUUCAGGACUUCCAGUUCUUUCUUCCCUUGUAGCUCUACUAAUUACUUUCAAGAUUAUAGCUUUCCUGAAGUGGGUGUUAUCCCAGAAUCUUCGAGAAAUCAGUACUAUGGAAAUUCAGUAGUGGGCCGGCUUCAAAAUGGCGGAUUGGGUUUUCUGAAAGAUCAGAUGAGCGUGCUUAAUUUAAGCAGUCGUCUUAGGAGUUAUGGAAGUGUUUCGCAGGCAAUUGUUUCAACUGAAGAAGAAGACAGUGACGAAGUUCAGGAAUUGAUUGGAGAAAUUAGCCGGUUGAGUGAGAGAGAGUUCAGAGAUUCUGAAGGAAAACAACCUAAGUUAAUCGGUGGGAUGGGGCAAGGGAAGUAUAAUUUGCUAAGGAGGAAACAAAUCAAGAUGGAGACUGAAGCAUGGGAAGAAGCGGCUAAGGAAUAUCAAGAACUUCUUGUAGACAUGUGUGAGCAGAAACUUGCGCCCAAUUUACCUUACAUGAAGUCCUUGUUUCUGGGUUGGUUUGAGCCUUUGAGAAAUGCAAUCCUUGUGGAACAGGAUAAGUGCAAGGAAGGGAAGAAAAUGAGGGUAGAGCAAUUUGAUCAGUUGCCGGCUGAUAUGAUGGCAGUUAUUACAAUGCACAAGUUGAUGGGACUUUUGAUGACCGGAAAUGGAAAUGGUAGUGCCAGGGUGGUCCAGGCUGCGAGCUUGGUUGGUGAAGCUGUUGAGCAAGAGGCAAGAAUAUAUUGGUUUAUGGAAAGGACAAAGAAAAAGAAUAUUAAGAAGGAUUUAGAAGAGGGAGAUGAGAUUAAGGUUGAAGAACAGCAAAAGACAAGGAAAAAAAUUGAUUUCUUGUUGAAAAAGCAGAAGCAUAAACAAGUAAGAGAAAUAGUUAAAAAACAAGAUGAUGUGAAGCCCUGGGGACAAGAUGCCCAAAUCAAGGUUGGAUGCCGUUUGAUUCAGUUGUUGAUUGAAACUGCAUAUAUACAACCUCCGGUUGAACAGUUGGGUGACGGUCCACCUGAUAUUCGCCCUGCUUUUAUGCACACUUUAAAAACUAUCAUAAAAGAGAACCAGAAAAGCAGAAGGAGAUAUGGGGUCAUUGAAUGUGAUCCUCUUGUACGCAAAGGGCUUGAGAAAACUGCUAGGCACAUGGUGAUUCCAUACAUGCCAAUGCUGGUGCCCCCAAUUAAUUGGAGCGGCUAUGACAAAGGGGGAUACUUUUUUCUACCAUCUUAUAUUAUGCGGACACAUGGAGCGAAAGUACAACGUGAUGCACUGAGAAAAGCUACAAAGAAACAACUAGAACCUGUUUUUGAGGCACUUGAUACGCUUGGAAAUACGAAAUGGAGGGUCAACAAAAGGGUUCUUGUUGUAAUAGACAGAAUUUGGGCUAGUGGUGGUCGCAUUGCAGACUUGGUUGACCGGGAAGAUGUCCCCUACCCAGUAGAACCAGAUACUGAAGAUGAAGCAGAAAUCAAGAAAUGGAGAUGGAAAGUUAAGACGGUCAAGAAGGCGAAUUGUGAAAUGCAUUCCCAGCGGUGUGAUACAGAACUGAAACUUUCUGUUGCUAGAAAGAUGAAGGAUGAAGAUGGUUUCUUCUACCCUCACAAUCUUGAUUUUCGAGGGCGUGCAUAUCCAAUGCACCCUUACUUAAACCAUCUCGGGUCUGAUUUAUGUCGUGGCAUAUUGGAGUUUGCUGAAGGACGGCCUUUAGGGAAGUCCGGUUUACGAUGGUUGAAAAUACACUUGGCAAACUUAUAUGCUGGUGGUGUGGACAAGCUAUCCUAUGAAGGUCGAGUUGCAUUUACCGAAAAUCAUCUCGAUGAUAUAUUUGAUUCAGCUGACCGCCCUUUGGAAGGAAAACGCUGGUGGUUGAAUGCUGAGGAUCCUUUUCAGUGCCUAGCAACAUGUAUUAAUCUGUCUGAAGCCUUAAGAAGCUCUUCACCAGAGACUACCAUUUCACAUAUGCCAGUUCACCAGGAUGGUUCAUGUAAUGGCUUACAACAUUAUGCUGCUCUUGGGAGGGACAAGCUAGGAGCAGCUGCUGUGAAUCUUGUUGUUGGAGAGAAGCCUGCAGAUGUUUACUCAGGAAUUGCUGCAAGAGUGCUGGAGAUCAUGAGGCAUGAUGCAGAAUUGGAUCCAUUGAUAGAACCAAAUGCAGUGCAUGCCAAGCUUUUAGUUAACCAGGUGGACAGGAAAUUGGUUAAGCAAACAGUUAUGACAUCAGUAUAUGGUGUUACCUACAUUGGUGCACGAGACCAAAUCCUAAAGAGGUUAAAAGAACGUGAUGUUGAUGUCAAAGAAACUGAGUUGUUUGCUGCCGCCUGUUAUGCAGCCAAAACUACAUUGACUGCUUUGGGAGAGAUGUUUGAAGCUGCAAGAAGUAUAAUGAGUUGGCUUGGUGACUGUGCAAAGAUUAUAGCGUUGGAGAAUCACCCCGUACGAUGGACAACUCCUCUUGGACUUCCUGUUAUUCAGCCUUAUUGCAAACUGGGAAGACGCUUUAUCAAGACCUCUCUCCAAGUACUGACACUUCAACGCGAAACCGACAAGGUUAUGGUUCAAAGGCAGAAAACAGCUUUUCCACCUAACUUUGUUCACUCACUGGAUGGUUCUCAUAUGAUGAUGACUGCUGUUGCUUGUAACAGAGUAGGCUUAAGUUUUGCAGGAGUUCAUGAUUCAUAUUGGACACAUGCAUGUGACAUCGAUCAGAUGAAUGAGAUACUGAGAGAGAAGUUCGUAGAACUUUACGAGGCCCCGAUUCUAGAAAAUUUGUUAGAUAGUUUUCAGACUUCGUUUCCAAAGUUACAGUUUCCUCCUUUACCAGAAAGAGGAGACUUUGAUCUGAAAGAAGUUCUGAAAUCUCCUUAUUUCUUCAAUUAAUUGAUAUGGGUUUAUGACAUAGUCGGUUUGUCUAGUGAUGCAAACACUCGCAUGCUUCAUUGACGGCGUGCUUUGCAUUUCCGAACUGGUGAGCAGAUUCGUCGCGCUUCAUCAAUGGAAGUGGAGAAGUUUGUAUAUUUGAGCAUUUUUUUAGCCAAUACCCAUAUAAACCUGAUGGGAUUUGGUGGGAGCUUCCAUAACAAUAGAAAUAAUUGGAAUAGGUGAGCUCCAAUUCAAUUGUGAUCAGCUGCAAAGAUUGAAGUAUAACACUGAAGAAAGAAGAGAGGGGAUGCGGGCUAGAAGAAAAUGAUCUAGAGUUAUGGGCUAUGGUUAACCUUCAUACUGUAUUUUUGGGGUUAUUAGAAUUUUUAUAUACCAGUUAUUUGUAGAUUAGAUAUUAUAUAUUGAUGUAUACAUUUCUUCUAAACAUCUCAAUCUGGCUAAUAAUGUUAAGGGAAAAGAAAAUCAUUCAUUUUUUAAAUUUCA
This is a messenger RNA of Impatiens glandulifera, 3583 nucleotides long. Its product is annotated as DNA-directed RNA polymerase 1B, mitochondrial. The record is from RefSeq and is a predicted model, not a curated record. Gene Ontology annotation, biological process: mitochondrial transcription. Gene Ontology annotation, molecular function: DNA binding; DNA-directed RNA polymerase activity. The coding region runs from base 185 to 3097 and encodes 970 amino acids. NCBI's taxonomy places the organism in Eukaryota, Viridiplantae, Streptophyta, Magnoliopsida, Ericales, Balsaminaceae. The transcript has 20 exons. Gene Ontology annotation, cellular component: mitochondrial DNA-directed RNA polymerase complex.